AUGAAUAAUGGGUUUUCAUUAAAAUUUAAACUAUUUUACUAUAAUUUAAAAAUUUUCUAGGGAUCUUAUUAUACACUGAUGGUUUAAAUCAUUUUUAGGAAAAAAUUCUAACAGUUUAUUAAAUCGAUAGCCUGAAUAAUAACCGUCUGAUACUUGCACAAGUCUUUUUAAGGCUAAGACAAAGAGUUCAGGAUAGGUAAAAAUUAGUCAGAAAAAAAGCACAAGAACAGAUUGCUAAAGCAACAAAACUUAGAACAAAAAAAUCGUUUAAGAAGCUGGCAAGUGCUGUAUUUCUGUCAAAGAAACAGCCUUUUAAGCAACUUUAUUUGAAGUUGUGGCAUAAUCAAAUAGUGUUAAUUCAAGAAAAAAUAAGGCAGGCUGCAUCAUUUUCUCAACGAUAUAAACAGAAUCAGAUUUUUCAAAUGUGGAAGGAUUCAGUUAAUACCCAGCGUGCAAGGAAUGAAAUUGCAAGCAAUUAUUAUAAGCAGCAUUUGCUCAGGAGGCUUUUCUCUGGCUUCAAAAGCCCCAACAGUAAUUAA
This is a messenger RNA of Blepharisma stoltei, 539 nucleotides long. The record is from the annotation of a GenBank genome assembly. NCBI's taxonomy places the organism in Eukaryota, Ciliophora, Heterotrichea, Heterotrichida, Blepharismidae.